AUGGCUGAUAGACCUAGCGUGCAAAUCCAGGAAGAAUGCAUCAAUGCAGUUCGUGAACUGCGGUCUCGACGAGAUGCAAACAAACCCUGCUACAUCAUCUACAAGAUCUCCGAUGACGGCCAAAAUGUCGUCGUAGACGAAACCUCAACAACAGACAAAGACUACGAAGUGUUCCUCAACAAGCUAGCAUCUGCCACAGACGACAAGGGUAAACCUGCCCCUCGGUAUGCUGCCUCUGAUGUCGAAUAUGACCUUGGCGAAGAGGGAAAGAGGGUUCCUGAUGGUACAUCCAUUAAGUCCCGCAUGCUGUACGCAAGUACUAGGGAGCAGCUGAACAAAGCACUCAACCUUCCCGUAUCAAUACACGCCGACGGCCUUGAUGAUAUUGAGCGGGACAGUGUUGUCCGGCGUGUGAGUAGAGGAAUGAUUUAG
This is a messenger RNA of Diaporthe citri, 432 nucleotides long. RefSeq lists its product as uncharacterized. Gene Ontology annotation, molecular function: actin filament binding. NCBI's taxonomy places the organism in Eukaryota, Fungi, Ascomycota, Sordariomycetes, Diaporthales, Diaporthaceae. Gene Ontology annotation, biological process: actin filament severing; cell motility; actin filament depolymerization. Gene Ontology annotation, cellular component: cytoplasm; actin cortical patch; actin cytoskeleton. The coding region runs from base 1 to 432 and encodes 143 amino acids. The transcript has 3 exons. The record is from RefSeq and is a predicted model, not a curated record.